Molecule: messenger RNA, 707 nt
Organism: Amphimedon queenslandica
Lineage: Eukaryota; Metazoa; Porifera; Demospongiae; Haplosclerida; Niphatidae
Product: soluble guanylate cyclase 88E-like
Exons: 3
Coding region: 27-707 (226 amino acids)
Biological process (GO): response to oxygen levels; cyclic nucleotide biosynthetic process
Cellular component (GO): guanylate cyclase complex, soluble
Molecular function (GO): guanylate cyclase activity
Source: RefSeq, a predicted model, not a curated record
CCUUUCCCUCUCUCUCUCUCUCUUAGAUGAGGAUUGGUAUUCAUUCAGGUGCAGUAGUUGCCGGUAUUGUUGGUACAAGAAUGCCUCGGUAUUGUCUUUUUGGUAAUACUGUUAACAUGGCGAGCAGGACAGAAGCUAAUGGUGAACCAGGGAAGAUACAAGUUACACAAUGGACACACAAGUUACUAGCUGACAAGCCCAACUUCAAAUUCACAGCAAGGGGUCUGAUACAGUUCAAAAAUGUCCCGGAACCCACAAUGUGCUACUUCCUUGAUGAGAACACCGACAAAGGCGAUUACCUUGAACUCGAAGUACCCGAAGAAAUAUCCUACGACUUUAUGCAGAAAUCAGACUCUCCUCCUCCUACUCCAUACUCACACCUCUUUGGGAGUUCUAAUCCGUCAACGUACGCCACCACACCCCAUGAGUACCCUAGUCCAAUGGGCUCCCCUAGUAAAAUAAGAAAAUUCCCAGCGUCUCCCGAGUUUUUUGAGAGUACUGACAUUGAGAGAAAGACCAGUGGUGGUAGUAGUGGUGGGUUUGGUCCUGUAGCUCCAGCUCCUGUACCUGGUGGUGGAGGUGGGGGUCCUACUGAUAGUCCUACAUUUGGCGGUACUAGGAGAAGAACGGGCCUAGCGACUACCUCUUAUCUUCAAUCUGAUUUAAUGGAGAAUGGCCCUUCGGCUGAUCCCUCUUCUUUCUCGUAG